GAGUCCCUCUCAGGUAGGCGUAGCUUAGUCUCCUGAUGUUGGUCUAUUGAAGGAUGUCGAGCUUUCCCGACGUAGACCUACAUAUUGGAGAAUUUAUCCUUUAGCCCUGGUUCGCUUCCAUAGCCUCUUCCUUCUGCUUCUUCAGCAUUUUUGUGCAGCCUCUUCCCCACGGCUGUAGAGAAACUGGGCCACAGACAGUGCCCGGAGACACCAGGCAGAUGCUGCUGUAUUUACAUCUCUAGUUGAUGAUGUCUUCCAGAUUAAGCGUAUGGAUGUACAGCAUCUUUUUUGUGCUCAUAUGUAUGUUUUAUAAGUGUACUGCAAGAAAUAGAGACACUCUAAUGGAACUGAGUCUUCAGGAAUAUUUCAGCAUUUUGCAGACAGGAAAAACCUCCCUAGUUUAUUUUAGUCAAGAUGAUAUUACUGUAUUUCUUGAAGAAUUGAAAAAAGCAGCUGGACCUCUUUGUAGUUAUGGGAUUUCAGUUGCAAAGGUUAAUUGUGCUAAAGAAGAAGCAUCAAAAUACUGUGGAAAGGAAAAUGAUUUGACAAAAGCAUAUUUAUUCCGAGGUAACAUAUUACUCAGAGAAUUCCCCACUGAUGCUUUGUUUGACGUGAAUGCCAUUAUAGCUAAUGUUCUCUUUGCACUUCUAUUUAAUGAAAUAAAAUAUAUUACUUCACUAGACGACUUUGAAAAUAUAGAAAAUGCUAUGAAGGGAAAAACAAAUAUUGCCCUCAUAUAUGUGAGAGCAAUUGGAACACCAGAACAUAGAGCAGUAAUGGAAACUGCUUUUGUAUAUGGAACUGCUUAUCAGUUUGUAUUAACUACAGAAACUGCCCUUUUGGAAGGAAUUGGGGCUGAAAACUCUGAUAUAAUAUCUGGAAGUCUUUUCUUCUUUCACUGCAAAGUUGUCUUAGACUUGACUCAGAAGUGCCGAAAGACUCUAUUAGAACAACCAUUGACUAUAUUAAACAUUCAUCGAUUUCUCAAGCUGAUGGAUGCACCUUUGUUGACCGAAAUUACUGACGAUCCUGAAAAAGUUUCAACUAUUCAUCUCCAACUUGGUUUACCACUGAUUUUUAUUCUUAGUCAACAAACCACCUAUGAAGCUGAUAAGAACACUGCAGAAAGAGUCGCUUGGCACCUUCGGGGAAAAGCAGGAAUCACAUUAUUGUUAAAGGACUCCUCAGAUUUGAACAUUCCUGCUCAUGCCAAUGUUAUCUUCAAAAGAGCAGAAAAGGGAGUACCAGUUGACUUCUUGUUUUUACAUGAUGCUAAUUCAAUAAUAUCCCUGGUGGAAAAUAAUGUACCUAUCCAAAAUAAUGAGCCAGUUAAAGAAUAUGAAGAAGGUGAGAUGGAGACUCUUAAUCUAGGUAUUCAGGAUGAUCAAGUGGUUGAAACAGUUUACAGAGACAGGAAGAGGAAUUUACCUUUGGAACUGAUAAUAGAACUAACUGAGGAAACCUUUAACAGCAUAAUAAUGAAUACUUCUAGCAGCAUAGUAUUAUUUUAUGCUAAUUGGGAAGCAGUGUCCUUGGCAUUUUUGCAAUCCUAUGUUGAUGUGGCAAUUAAAUUAAAAGGAGUGUCCAACAUGUUAUUUACUAGACUCAACUGUGGAGAUUGGUCUAAUGUCUGUACAAAGCAAAAUGUCACUGAAUAUCCUGUUAUAAAGAUAUUUAAGGCAGGAGAGAAGCCAGUAAUUUAUACUGGUAUGCUAGAAACCGAGUAUCUCCUAAAAUUCAUAAGAUUAAACAGAAUUUCAUGUCCAGUGAAGAUAGUGACUAUUGAAGAAGCAGAAGAAUAUUUAAAUGGGGAAUUAUAUAAAGAAUUAACAUCCUAUUCUAGUGUGUCAAUUCUGGGAGUAUUUAGCUCAAGCAUGACAAAAGAAAAAGAAAAUUUCAUUGAAGCAGGAAAUAGUCUAAAAGGUUAUGUCAUCACAGGAUUCUAUUCUGAAGAAGAUGCUUUGAUUCUGUCAAAGAAAUAUGCUGUGACUCUUCCAGCACUACUGCUUGCCAGACACAAAGAAGGGAAAAUAGAUAGCGUUCUGCUCUCUAAUUCUGAUGCUAAGGAUAUAGUUCAAAUAAUAAAAAGUGCAUUGUUGGAAAUAUUUCCAGAAAUAACAGUGGAAAAUCUUCCCUUCUAUUUAAGACUUCAGAAACCAUUACUUAUUUUCUUCAGAGAUGGCAAUUUAAAUGACAAGGAUGAAAUAGAAAUGUUACCUCUAGUAAAGCAAAAACACCUGGAAACACUCAUCCCUUGCUGGUUAAAUCUUAAGACUACUCCUGUGGGGAGAGGAAUACUGAAAGCUUACUUUAAGCAUCUGCCUCCACUGCCUCUUCUUGUUUUAGUGGACCUCCAUAUACAGGGCCAAGUAUCUGCAUUUCCUUUGGAUCAAACUAUAAAUGAAAAAAACAUUUUGCUGUGGCUUCAGAGAUUAGAAACAGGAUUAGAAAGUCCCAUCACUACUUUAUCUGAUGAAGAGUGGAAGCCACCUCUUCCUGCUUACAAUUUUCUUAGCAGGAUGGAUGCCACAGUUCCCUACACAGAAAUUGCCCAGUUUCCUACAAAGAAUAUGUUUAGUUGUGCGAAAACAACUGAUCUGCAACAGCAUGACAAGGGACACUCUGAAGAUAAAUCUGUAAUCAGAAAGGAACGUGCUUAAACAAUGAAAAUGAAGCAUUGGAAGAGAACUCCAUUUAAAAGAGCAGGAAAUGUUUAAACAUGUGAUAAUGAUUUUUGAUUUUCAAAAUUUAGUUAACUGCAAGAUUUUGGGAAAUAUGUCAGAUACUUUUUGACUGAUCUAACAUCUGAGCAUAUUACCUUAAAUAAAAAUUAUGAGUAUUUUAAAGCCCUGGAUAAAAUUUAUAUUCCUUAGAUUGUAUGUUAAUUUAACUUAGCUCUAGUCAAUAGAAUGCCCCAUCAUACCACAGAUUAAAUAUUUAUCAUUAAAUGACCAGUUUAAUUUUAUUGUAUGGUCUUUUUUUAUUAUAUAGGAAGUAAUAAAUAGAAUGUAGUAACAAUAAAAAUUUUUGUAGCACUUUAUAGUUUACAGUGCUAGUUUACAUCUAGUUAAUUUAAUUCAAAAAACAUCUAGCACGUACUAUGAGCAAGGUAUGUACUAGGCUUCUGGGGCUACAAAGACAAGAAUGACAGCCCUUUCCCUCAAGGAGUUUUAAGUCUCCUGGGGGAAUAUAUACAAGGAACUUAUCUACAUACAUUAUUAUCUAUAUACAUUUUCGGAAGGAAAUUUAAAAUAUAUACAAAUGCAAUUUCAAGAGGAAGAGAGUGCUAAUAACUGGAGCAAGUGGUAUGGAAGAGAAUCAGAAGGGCCUUGUUUAAGAAAUGGCAUGUGAACAGUGCUUUGAAGGAAGAAUAGGGAUCCUACCAGAUAGAUCUGAGGAAGGAAUAAGAUUCAUAUAUGGGGGUGGUUUGAUCAUAUGACCAUAUAUAGGUAUUUGAAUAUCAUUAAUAUCAGGUGUACACGCGUAAUAUCAAACUACAAAUAUAAACAAGUUUAUCAUAGUAGUCUACGUGGUAGAUCCAUCAGCUAAGAUCUAUAAGCACUUGUUUAUUUUGGCACCAAAUCUGUGACACACUGGGAUGUUUGAAUUUACUUUUCUGGUUUAUUAUUGUAAUAUAUGAGAAAAUACAUGAGAAAGUACUUUGAGAAAAUGGAAACUAUUAAAAUAAAAUGUAAGAUCUUUGUACAAGCA
Messenger RNA from Vombatus ursinus (common wombat), 3711 nucleotides. It is a transcript of the gene TXNDC16, whose product is annotated as thioredoxin domain containing 16. Bases 246 to 2660 code for a protein of 804 amino acids. The transcript is spliced from 20 exons. Lineage: Eukaryota; Metazoa; Chordata; Mammalia; Diprotodontia; Vombatidae. The record is from RefSeq and is a predicted model, not a curated record.